Messenger RNA from Alosa sapidissima (American shad), 4275 nucleotides. RefSeq names its product bone morphogenetic protein 10 (gene bmp10). The transcript is spliced from 2 exons. Lineage: Eukaryota; Metazoa; Chordata; Actinopteri; Clupeiformes; Clupeidae. Gene Ontology annotation, biological process: SMAD protein signal transduction; BMP signaling pathway. The record is from RefSeq and is a predicted model, not a curated record. Gene Ontology annotation, molecular function: cytokine activity; growth factor activity. Bases 464 to 2020 code for a protein of 518 amino acids. Gene Ontology annotation, cellular component: extracellular region.
GGAGAGAGAGAAAGACGGACAGAGAGAGAGAGAGGAGACACAAAGCAGAAAUAACAUAAGAAAAGAGAUGCCACAGUGGAGCGCCGCAAAACCACCCUCCAGACGAAGUCCAAAGUCUCCUGAUAUCAAACAGACAUCAAAAGGUGUGCAAAGGGAUAAACGCCCCAACAUUAGGAAUAAAGCCAGAUUGUCACUGUAGCAAAAGGAACUUGGGGAAAGCCAAAGGAGGAAGCCACAGCAGAAACUCAACCAAGGGUGGAUACUGCUCCCUGCCUCUGGACAACUGAUAGCAGAUACCACUGAAGUUCCUUUGACACCCAAGUGGAACACAGACAGAAAAGACCUUUAGGGGGGUUUAGAGGUUGUUGCAGGGUGCAGAAACCUCUAUCUUUCCACCGUGUCCUAGCCCGCCACAAAUAGCGCCUGAGGCUGACUGGAGCUGAGCCGCUUCCUUGGCAACGUGAUGGUGGGUAUGGGGCUCUUGCAAUCAAGGAGACUGUCGUUCAUCAUGUCACCCGUCCUGCUAACCUCGCUGGCUCUGCUCUUGUGCCCCCCAUUUGGAGGUGGCAGCCCCAUCACGGCCCCUGAGAGGCAUCGGCCGGCGCCUGGGCUGGAUGAUGGGCGCGGGGGUGUGGUGGACCCCUCGCUCCUGGAGCAGGACAGCGAGGUGGACGUGCAGAAGCUGCUGGAGACCCUGAAGGGGCAGUUCCUCCGCACGUUCAACCUCUCAGGGCUGGGCCCUCGGCCGCAGCCAGGCACCGUGGAGCGUGUGGAUCCUCCCGAGUACAUGAUGGAGCUGUACAACCGCUUCGCCAACGACCGCACAUCCAUGCCAACUGCCAACAUCAUCCGCAGCUUCAAAAAUGAAGACUCCUCCCCUUGUAUUGUGGGUCCACGAGGCGUGAGAAUCCACCCACUGCUGUUCAACGUGUCCCUCCCCCACCACGAACGAGUCACAGCAGCCGAGCUUCGCCUCUACACCCUCGUCCAGACCGACCGCCACCUCUACGCCGGCGUCGACCGCAAGGUGACCGUGUACGAGGUGGAGCAGCGCUACCCUGGCAACAGCAAUGGAGGUGGUGUUGAUGGUGGUGGGGGGGAGGCCAACGGUGACGCCAUGGAAAACGGGUCAGAUGGCGGGUCAGAUGGCGGGUCUGAAGAGCGGACGGCGCUGGUGGAGCUGGCAUCGCGGCAGGUAUACGGCAUGGACGACGGCUGGGAGUCCUUUGACAUGACUGCCGCUGUGCACCGCUGGCGCAAAUCGGGCUCCGCCACCACCCAUAGGCUGGAGGUGCACAUUGCCAGCCUGGACGGGGAUAAAGACGGAGAGGAAGAGCCUGGGCAGACAGGAGGCGAGCGGAGUGACCGACCGGCAGCCGGCACGGGGAACAUGGAGAUCGAGACGAGCCAGGAGGACCGGCACCGGCCGCUGAUGAUCGUCUUCUCCGACGACCAGACCGGAGACCACCGUGGCGACCGGCGCGAGCUAAACGAGAUGAUCGGUCACGAGGCGGGCGGGGGCAACGGCCUCCAGGACGGCGGCCUGAACAGUCUGCUUGAGGAGCUGGGCGAGAUGGGCCUGGGGUUGGAUGCGGACCCAGGCAACGGCGACGGCAACGAACCCGAUGAGGAAGCCCUCAUGCAGAUGCGGUCCAACCUCAUCUACGACACCUCCUCGCGCAUCCGCCGCAAUGCCAAGGGCAACCACUGCAAGAAGAACUCCCUCUACGUGGAGUUCAAAGACAUUGGCUGGGACAGCUGGAUCCUGGCGCCCAACGGCUACGAGGCCUACGAGUGCACGGGCGUCUGCUCCUUCCCACUUACCCCGCACGUCAAGCCCACCAAGCACGCCCUGGUUCAAACGCUGGUCAACCUCAAGAGCCCACAGAAGGUGGCACCCGCAUGCUGUGUGCCCACCAAGCUCGACCCUAUCUCCCUUCUCUAUCUGGACGAUGCAGGGGUGGUCACCUACAAAUACAAGUUUGAGGGUAUGGUGGUGGCAGAGUGUGGUUGUCGAUAGCAAGAACAGAACUUAGUGCCCAUAACAAACCCUACAGAUGACCUAAGCUGUACAUAACCACUUCACCAGUCAAACAAACAAAGCAUGAAACGUGCGGAUUUGAGAUAGAGUAGACAAGAACACUUACAUGACAGACAUUAGUCAAUAUUUAUAUUUGUGUACAGCUCAAUCAAAUGUUUAGAAUGUGUACAAUGUGUAUAUUUGGUAUUUCAAGACAGAGAUUAUUUUAUUAUGUCAUGUACAGAAUGUUUUCUUAUCAUCUGCUUAAUGUGAAUGAAACAGCAAACUGUAAAAAAAGGAAGGUAGUUUAUUCUCUGACAAAAUCUCUAUCAUAAUGUUUAUGGUUGGUUUAUGGAGUGAUGUUGGCGAGCCUAAAGAAUCAUUCAGAAACCAGAAGUAAGCCGAAGUGAAUGGGAAGUGGUUAAGACUGUAAAAACACCAAAUCCCCCUCCAACAUGAAUCAGAGAUCCUAUCUGGGAGGCAUGCAACAUUCUUUUCUGCGUCAUUGACGUCAGCGGCAGGCAGAAAGUGUAUUGCGUUCCGUGUCUCUGUAAGUGGGUGUUCCACUGACAUGCCAGCACACUGGAGCGGGCUCACAAACUCCAUCACCUAGGGGUCAUACAUUUGACCUCUAGGGUGACAAGACAUGUGAAGAGGCUACAAGCAUGUGAAACUGAUUGCUCUCCUUCAGGAGAUCAGGGUGGAUUAAAAUGCAAGGGGAGAGAACAAAGGACAUUGUGAAACAUUGUGUUUCUCUUCUAGCCCCCUGUGGACAGUUUGGAUAACAGAAAACAGCUGAUACCUACAAUAGUUUGUUUCAUCACAGAGAGACUGUCUAUGGAGCACAAGGCCAACCCAGUCCAAAAAGGAACUAUAAUGGCCUCCCUAGGGUCAACCGGUCAAAUCUGAAGACAAAGCAGAGGAGAAGCAGCUGCACUACCUACCAUGGCUGUCCGUGACUCAAUCAUAAUGUGGAGGUGGGAUUAACAGAGGAAUGUUGUGGUGUGUGUGUGUGUUUGUGUGUGUGUGUGUGGGGGGGGGGGGGGCAGAUGAAUGAAAUCUUGGGACAUUCCACCACUCCUAUUUAAGGCUUAGGACUGGGGUACAGGACAGAGGGCGUGCAGGGAGGGGGAGAAUGGACAUCUUCCUGGACCGAUCCUUCUCCUCCCCUGUGUUGUUGCAAAGCAGUGCUUUGGGGGUGGGGGGCGGUGGGGCUGUACUGUAGGUUAUCACCCCUCACCAACCUUCACGGACUACAAGGAGUCACAUGUACAGUACACGAUCCCUACCCCUGUUCCUUUACCACCGCCCCCCCCCCCCACCCCCAUCGUUCCCCCAUCCCCCUUGCGUGGCUGCCGAUAAGGAGGUGUCGGCACUGUGAAGCAUGUGUGCUGGCAGCCAGGGUGGUGGAGCGGAGCGCCGGACUCCGUUUGUUUCAGCGCCGCUGGGGAGGUGAGCUGGUGGUGGGUGGUGGGAUAGAGGUGGGCAGUGUGGGUUGAAGGUGGUGGUGGUGGUGGUGGGGGUAGCGAGUGGGAGUAGCAAGUGUGGCUGAUGAGACCUGAGUGAGAGCUAUCGAGAUUCCAGGCGGCGAGAUCGCAGGCGGAUGGGCCAUGGCAACCUCCACCGUCGCCCGGAGCAAAUCGCUGACCCCGAGUCACCCCUGGCGUGACCUCAGGGCCUCUCCUCAUCGCCCUCGCUUUCUUUCUGGUUUCUCUGCCCAGCCCCUCACCCUAGCACACACACACACACACACACACACACACACACACACACACCGUUAUGGAAAAGAUCUGUGUUUGGGCUCUUAUCAGCCUGAGGCUGAGAGGAUGAGUGGAAACUGUGGCCUGUGAGGCUGUCCUCCCACUUCUCUCCAUCUCAGACACUCCUGUCAUGUCAAACCACAGACUGCUGGGCCCAUCCUAGAGCUCACAACCCACAGGAACUCUGGGCUCACAACAUAUUGAAGGCCUUGUUCUCCAACCAUCGCACCAAUCAUCUGGGCUCUCAAAAGUCAAACACCUCCCUGUUUUUUUGCUGCUUGGAUACCAAAAGAUGCCUAUUUAUUGAUUAAUUUAUUAACUUUUACUGUCAUAUUUGUAUAGCAGUAUAUGGUAUGUGGACAUUUCAAUACUAUGGAUUAUACCCAGUUGUAUUGUAAAGAGCUUAAUCAGAAAGACGUAUUUAAUUUAAUGUGUUAAAUGUGUUUAAUUUUGUAAGAAUUGUUCUCGUUUUGAAAUAAACCCCCUUGUAACACC